Calidris pugnax (ruff) is the source of this 961-nucleotide messenger RNA. RefSeq names its product RAB24, member RAS oncogene family (gene RAB24). Lineage: Eukaryota; Metazoa; Chordata; Aves; Charadriiformes; Scolopacidae. The record is from RefSeq and is a predicted model, not a curated record. Gene Ontology annotation, molecular function: GTPase activity; GTP binding. The transcript is spliced from 8 exons. The annotation marks the transcript as partial.
GUGGACGCCAAGGUGGUGCUGCUGGGGCAGGAGGGGGUGGGCAAGAGCAGCCUGGUGGAGCGCUGCGCCCACCGCCGGUUCCGGCCCGGGCCCUACCAGAACACGAUCGGCGCCGCCUUCGUGGCUAAGGUGAUGUCCGUGGGGGAGCAGACGGUGACGCUGGGGAUAUGGGACACGGCCGGCUCGGAGCGCUACGAAGCCAUGAGCCGCAUCUAUUACCGGGGGGCACGGGCCGCCAUCGUCUGCUACGAUCUCACCGACAGCAGCAGUUUCCAGCGAGCCAAGUUCUGGGUGAACGAGCUGCAGAAUUGCGAGGAGGGCUGCCGGAUCUACCUGUGUGGCACCAAGAGCGACCUGCUGGAGGAGGACCGGAGGAAGCGGGGGGUGGACUUCCACGACGUGCAGGACUACGCCGAGGAGAUCAAGGCUGACCUCUUCGAGACCUCCAGUAAGACGGGCCAGAGCGUGGAUGAACUGUUCCAGAAGGUGGCCGAGGACUACGUCCAGUUCAGCGCCUUCCAGGUGAUGACAGAGGAGAAGGGUGUCGACCUGGGCCAGAGGAGCGGUACCUACUUCUACAGCUGCUGCCACCACUGAGACCUCCUGCCAAAAGGGAACCGCGGCUGCCGACGGCGCAGCCGGCACCCACCGGGCUCCUCCCGGGCUUUUUUUACCUGCUGUGUUUUAGCUGUACGGGCCCUUCGGCAAGGGGCCCUGCGGACUGCUGUGCUCCGGCGUGCGGAGCGGCAGAGGCUGCCGUGCGGUGCCGGGAGCCACGGGCUGUCACCCCUGGGGACCCUCUCUCCCUGCCAGCCGGCGUUUGGCGGGAGCUGCUUCCCCGAGUCGCCGCCGUGGCCCGUUAACUUAUUCUCUCGCGGAGAUGCUGCCCGAUUCUUCGCAGAUUUAUUUAAGCGUCUUCUCUCGAGGUGUACAAUGUAAAUAAAAAUGCAUUGUGGUCUGA